Messenger RNA from Haemonchus placei, 1083 nucleotides. Lineage: Eukaryota; Metazoa; Nematoda; Chromadorea; Rhabditida; Trichostrongylidae. The record is from the annotation of a GenBank genome assembly.
AUGUCUGUAUUGCCAGAAGGCCCAUUCGCCAGGCUACUGGCGCAAUAUUGCCUGCCGCGUCUGUGAUUCUACUGAGCAUCAUCCGGCCCUAUGCCCUCUCAGCAGCUACUUCCUUAUUCGUGACAUUGGUCCAGACGUGUCGAAAUUCUUCGGAGCCAUGUAUGUUCUUUAUGAGAACUACCAUCGUUGCCGUUGAACAACCGUAUGAAGACGCCACCAGCUGUUUCAACUACUGGACGUUCGUGAUGGUCAACGUUGCAAGUGGACAAUCGACAUCAUGGUUCAAGUCAACAACGUGGUCGACGCCAACAUCAACGUGCAGUUAGUUGGAAUCACAACAUCUUUUUUGUUGCUCUUAUAUUCUCUUUAGUUAAGCAUUUGUAUAAUUUGUUCUCAAUUGUACUCAAUUCCUUGCCUUAUCAUUACGGUGCUUUUCUGAUGUGCCCUUACGGCCUCAAUAUUUGUUUAGUCGAUGCAUACUGAAGCUUUACUUACACUUGAUUGGUCACAUAUUUUCGUAUAUUUUGUACUCUCACGAUGAUCGGCAGGUUCUGGGUCCCCCUUUCUUUUGCCAUUCUUUUGUCUUCACAGGGUGGGUGCAUUUCGGCCCCCGGAGUGUCGUGCCUCUCGCACGACCACCACGGUUUACAGCAUGCGUCGGGAGGAAACCGCGCUCUACAUCCACUCGCAGUCGGUCCUAAAGCGAAGGGCAGAAAUUGCCAGAGACGCGGGGAACUACCUAUAAGCGUAUCAUUUCGCUGCGUAGCUACCCAAUUCAGUCGUCAGUAUGUAUUCGUCGUGCGAGGCUGGUGGAUCGUCGCGUUCCUUUUAUUCCGUCCCGUGGGCCUUCCCCGUAACCGUCGAUCAUCGUCUCUCAACUCAUCUGCUCUUCUCAUCACCUCUCGUCUCGUAUCCAGGUCAGUAAUUGCCCAAUUGUUUUAUUCAAGUAUGUUUUUUAGUAUAAUGCAAUUGCAUAAUGAUAUUUCACUUGCCAUUUCCACAUUAUUUGAAGUUCCUUAUGUUGUGCCCAUAUAUGAUAUAAAUGUAGCGUAUUAUUAUUUUUAUGUAUUUAUACGGGAUUAA